Oncorhynchus masou masou (cherry salmon) is the source of this 5221-nucleotide messenger RNA. RefSeq lists its product as uncharacterized. The coding region runs from base 536 to 1702 and encodes 388 amino acids. Lineage: Eukaryota; Metazoa; Chordata; Actinopteri; Salmoniformes; Salmonidae. The transcript is spliced from 4 exons. The record is from RefSeq and is a predicted model, not a curated record.
UUAACUUUUUUCUGUGGGGGUUCACACUUUAAUCGUAAAAUGACAGUUCAGGGUAGUUGGCAAUAGAAUAUGUUGAAUGGCAUUACCAAAGAUUGUGUGGUACUGUAGGUUUAGUAAUGGUUUGUGGCCUUAUUGUUUUUAGUGGCCUACCCUUUGGGACGUAUACUACUGAGCAUGCUAAAAGGAAGUAUCGCGCACAACCAAUUGAAUUUGUCUAUUUCUCGACGCAGCCUUCUUCUCUACUAACGUUGUGAAAAACCUUCCUCCACACUUAUCAAAUAGGCUAGUUUGAGUCGAAUUUAUCCAGACUUUUUAUUUGAUUACACAUCGAUCUGUAAUCACAAACCAGUAAAUCAUUCAUAGUAAGAAACGCCGUAUAUUGUUUCAUUUAAAUGUGGAUUAUAUAAAUAGGGCUCUUCACGAAGGAGGACGAGGGAUCGAGGGACGCCGCCAUAUUUGCUCUUGCUAGCUAGUGCACUACAAGAUACGGGCUUUGUUUCGAGUACCCUUCAAUUUAGUACCCUUGUAUUUGUUCAUGAUGGAUGCGAUGGAUAAAAGACCUUUUGGUGCAGAAUAUAACUAUAAAAUGUCGGAAAAUGACAUAUCCAGAUUAAUAAAAUUGCGUGCAACGAAUGACGCCAUCUUCACUGGGAAGAGAAACUCUGCCAUGCCUGCCUGGAGAGCAAUGUUAGUAGAGUUGGGUCUCGAAGGGAAGCUUACAACCGGGCAAUUGAAAAAGAAGUGGGAAAACCUUAAAAAGAAAUAUAAGGAUUUUAAGUACCCUCCUCUUGGCAUGGAGAAAGUCAAUCCAAUGUCCUGGCGUUGGUUUCACCUCAUGGACGAUGCCAUCGAGGGCCGCCUAGCUGGGUCUGCCCGUAUCCUAAACCCUUCACUGUUUGAUUUUGGGGAAGUUGGGGACGUUUCAUUUGCGUCCUCUCCCACUACCUCUCCCAUAGCCAACAAGAGACUAUGUAUGAGGCCGGAGGGAGGUGAGGGAACAAACAUUUUUGAGUUCUGGGCCAAGGCACAGCUGGGGGAUAGUGUUGGUGCUGCGAGCACGGUAGCAGAUGGACAGGUGGCAUACACAGACGCAGCUACGGAGGAGAUCCGGAGGGCAGCAGUGGAGUGCGAGAGGGCCCUGCGAGAGGAGGGCAGGGGUGCAGCUCAGAAUGAGAGGGCCGCGCCUGACAAGAUGCCAGUGGGUGGGUACGGGAGGACCAUGGCUGAGGAUGUGGAGACUAUAGCUGAAGACGGAAGAGCCAUGUUGGUGAGAAACCCUGGCAGGAACAUUGAGAGGGAGACUGCUGAACUAGAGAGGCAGAUAGCAGAUUUGGAGAAGGAGCGAGAAGUGUUAGAGAGGGAGCAGGCAGACUUUGACAGGGAGAGGUUGAUACUGGACAGAGAGCGGGAUGUGGUGAGCAGAGAGCGGGUGGCUGUUGAGCGAGGCAGAGCUUCACUAGACAAGGACAGAGCAGCGAUGGACAGGGAGCGAGCAGCAAUGGAACGGGAGCGAGCCAUACUGGACAGGGAUAGGGCGUCAAUCGAGAGAGAGAGGGCAGAGCUGCAGAAAGAAAAGGAAGCCCUAAUGAAAAGCAAAGUUUCCAGGAACAACGGCUCCACUGAUGUGGAACUGGACUCAUCCACUAUAGAAAAAAGAGAGAAACUGCUUUCCAUAUUUGAGAGACUUGUUGAUAAGCUGUGAAAGAUGAACAAUAAGUAAAGGUUGAAUAGGUGAAGGAUGUACUGUAGGUGAGAGUGCGCACAAGUCAUAAACAGGUUUCUAUGUCACCAUUCCCUAUCAUUUUGUGAUCAUUUUAGUUUAACCCGCACACACAGGGAGUGCAAAGUCAUUCAAUUGGUGCUGGCUGUAAUGAGCAUUGAGUGUGUUUGUGUGAGGUUGCACCCUGAAAGAGAAGCUGCUACAAUGUUUGUUGCGCUCAUUUAUUUUUUUUGCCUGCAGUGUGUAUGUAUAAAUAUCAGUCAAGUUUGGACACACCUACUCAUUCAAGGGUUUUUCUUAAUUUUUUAUUUUCUACAUUGUAGAAUAUAGUGAAGACAUCAACACUGACAUAACACAUGGAAUCAUGUAGUAACCAAAUAAGUGCUAAACAAAUCAAAAUAUAUUUUUGAUUCUUCAAAGUAGUCACCCUUUGCCUUGAUGACAGCUUUGCACACGCUUGGCAUUCUCUCAACCAGCUUCACCUGGAAUGCUUUUCCAAUAGUCUUGAAGGAGUUCCCACAUAUGCUGCACACUUGCUGGCUGCUUUUCCUUCACUCUGUGGUCCAACACAUCCCAAACCAUCUCAACUGGGUUUGAUGUCGGGUGAUUGUGGAGGCCAGAUCAUCUGAUGGAGAACUCCGUCACUCUUCUUCUUGGUCAAAUAGUCCUUACUCAGCCUGGAGGUGUGUUAUGGUUCAUUGUCCUGUUGGAAAACAAAUUAUAGUCCCACUAAGCGCAAACUAGAUGGGAUGGCGUAUCGCUGCAGAAUGCUAUGGUAGCCAUGCUGGUCAGGUAUGCCUUGAAUUCUAAAGAAAUCACUGGCAGUGUCACCAGCAAAGCACCAUCACACCACCUCCAUGCUUCACAGUGGGAACCACACAGCGGCGAUCAUCCAUUCACCUACUCUGAGUCUCACAAAGACAGUGGUUGGAACCGAAAAUCUCAAAUUUGGUCAGACCAAUUUACACAUUUCCACCGGUCUAAUGUCCAUUGCUCGUGUUUCUUGGCCCAAGCAAGUCUCUUCUUAUUGGUGUCCUUUUAGGAAUGGCUUCUUUGCAGCAAUUUGACCAAGAAGGCCUGAUUCAUCUAGUCUCCUAUGAACAGUUGAUGUUAAGAUGUCUUUUACUUGAACUCUGAAGUGUUUCUUUGGGCUGCAAUCAACUGCCGAUUUCUGAGUCUGGUAACUCAAACUUAUCCCCUGCAGCAGAGGUAACUCUAGGUAUUUCUUUCCUGUGGCAGUCCUCAUGAGAGCCAGUUUCAUCAUAGCGCUUGGUGGUUUUUGCGACUGCACUUGAAGAAACAUUCAAAGUUCUUUUAAGUUUUCCACAUUGACUGACCAUGUCGUAAAGUAAUGAUGGACUGUUGUUUCUCUUUGCUUAUUUGAGCUGUUCUUGCCAUAAUAUGGACUUGGUUUUUUACCAACUAGGGAUAUCUUAUGUAUGCCACCCCUACCUUGUCACAACACACCUGAUUGGCUCAAAUGCAUUAAGAAGGAAAAAUUCCACAAAUUAACUUGUAACGUGGCACUGCUGUUGAAUUUAAAUGCAUUCUAGGUGACUAUCUCAUGAAGCUGGUUGAGACAAUGCCACGAGUGUGUAAAGCUGUCAUCAAGUCAAUGGGUGGCUACUUUGAAGAAACUCAUAUGAAAUAUAUUUUCAUUUGUGUAACACUUUUUUUGGUUACAUGAUUUCAUAGUUUUGAUAUCUUCACUAUUAUUCUACAAUGUAGGAAAUAGUGAAAAUAAAAAAAAACUGGAAUGAGUUGGAGUCCAAACUUUUGACUGGUACUGUAUAUAUAGUGCAUUCGCAAAGAACUCGGACACCUUUCGCUUUUUCCACAUUUUGUUACCUUACAGCAUUAUUAUAAAAUGGAUUAAAUAAAAAAUCCUCAUCAAUCUAUACACAAUACCCUCGAAUGACAGACGAAAACAGGUUUUUAGAAAUUUUUGCUAAUUUAUUAAACAUAUGUAAAUAAGGUACCUGUUUUGUAAGUAUUCAGACCCUUUGCUAUGAAACUCUCAAUUGAGCUCAGACACAUCCUGUUUAUAUUGAUCAUCCUUGUGAUGUUUCUACAACUUGGAGUCCACCUGUGGUAAAUACAAAUCAAGUCCAAUCAAUUGAAAAGGCACAGACCUGUCUAUAUAAGGUCCCACAGUUGACAAUGCAUGUUCAAAAUAAUUGUCAGUAGAGCUCCGAGGCACGAUUGUGUCGAGGCACAGAUCUGGGGAAGUGUGCCAACAAAUGUCUGCAGCAUUGAAGGUCCUCAAGAAUACAGUGGCCUCCAUCAUUCUUAAAUGGAAGAAGUUUGGAAUCACCAAACUGAUAUCAGGGGAGAAGGGCCUUGGUCAGGGAGGUGACCAAGAACACGAUGGUCACUCUGACAGAGCUCCAGAGUUCCUCUGGAGAUUGGAGGACAACCAUCUCUGCAGCACUCCACCAAUCAGGCCUUUAUGGUAGAGUGGCCAGACGGAAACCACUCCUCAGUAAAAGGCACAUGACAGCCUGCUUGAAGUUUGCCAAAAGGCACCUAAAGGACUCUCAGACCAUGAGAAACAUGAUUCUCUGGUCUGAUGAAACCAAGAUUGAACUAUUUGGCCUGAAUGCCAAGAGUUACAUCUGGAGGAAACCUGGCACAAUCCCUACGGUGAAGCAUGGUGGUGGCAGCAUCAUGCUGUGGGGAUGUUUUUCAGCAGCAGGGACUGGGAGACUAGUCAGGAUCGAGGGAAAGAUUAACAGAGCAAAGUACAGAAAGAUUCUUGAUGAAAACCUGCUCCAGAGCGCUCAGACUGGGGAUAAGUUUCACCUUCCAACAGGACAACGACCCUAAGCACAAAGCCAAGACAAUGCGGGAUUGGCUACAGGACAAGUCUCUUCAUGUCAUUGAGUGGCCCAGGGAGAGCCCGGACUUGAUCCCGAUCGAACAUUUCUGGAGAGCUUGAGGUGAUCUGCUGAGAAGAAUGGGAGAAACUCCCCAAAUACAGGUGCCAAGCUUGUAACUUCAUACCCAAGAAGACGCAAUGCUGUAAUCGCUGCCAAAGGUGCUUCAACAAAGUACUGAGUAAAGGGUCUUAUGUAAAUGUGAUAUUUCAUUUUUUUUAUAUAUAUGUGCAAAGAAUUCUUUAAAACCUGUUUUUGAGUUGCCCAUGAUUGUGUGUGUGUGUGUGUGUGUGUGUGUGUGUGUGUGUGUGUGGAUGAGGAAAAAAAACAAUUUAAUUAAUUUUAGAAUAAGGCUGUAACGUAACAAAAUGUGGAUAGUCAAGGGGUAUGAAUACUUUCCGAAUGCUGUGUGUGUGUAAUACACACACACACACACACGUCAUCCACACCACUUGAUAGGCACCUCUAUACAAUACUAUUUAAAUGUUUACACUGGCAGAAAUUACAGUCUGAUCCCUAGGUGCAUUUGUUAAAGUGCAUUUGGCAAUUAUUUGUAUGUUCUGUUCGACCUGCCAGAGUGCCCGUGUAAUGCUAUACUGAUAAUAAAGCCUACACCUUUUUUAGA